AGUCACGGGACUGGAGAGGAAAACACUCCGCAUACGCGUCCAGCCAGCGCCGCCGACCAGCUCCGGGAAAAUGAGCGAGUCUUUAGUUGUGUGCGAGGUGGAUGGAGAUCUGGUGAAGAAGCUGAGGGAUUUCCGCUUCAGGAAGGAAACCAACAAUGCUGCCAUCAUCAUGAAGAUCGAUAAGGACAGACAGCUGGUCAUCUUAGACGAAGAGCACGAGGACAUCUCUCCUGAUGAUCUCAAAGAUGAGCUGCCGGAGAGGCAGCCCAGAUUUAUAGUGUACAGUUACAAAUACCAGCACGAUGAUGGGAGAGUGUCGUACCCGCUCUGCUUCAUCUUCUCCAGUCCAGUUGGGUGUAAGCCGGAGCAGCAGAUGAUGUACGCUGGGAGCAAAAACAAACUGGUGCAGACGGUGGAACUGACCAAGGUGUUUGAAAUCAGGAACACUGAGGAUCUCACCGAGGAGUGGCUGAGAGAGAAACUGGGCUUCUUCCGUUAAAAAUAGCUGUAAAGACAACAGGAUGACCAAGACGUCGUACGUCCCCUCCAAGAGACAAAACCAUUCAUUUAACACUAUGUGUGUGUGUGUGUGUGCGCGCGCACAGGUGUGUGUGUGUGUGUGUGUGUGUGUGUGUGUGCGCGCACAGGUGUGUGUGUGUGUGUGUGUGUGUGUGUUUUUAUUUUUUGUUAAUGUUUUAUUUGUUUGACCCAAACACUACGCUAACGAGCUCUGGAUUCAUACGGAUGACGGGAAUCUGUUAAAGUGGGAGCAAAACUAUUAACUGGUCUUUCACUUUUGUUAAGGCAUUUUUACAGUCGUUCCACUUUAGGAGUAAAAUUUUGUAAACACUGCUGCGCCUCACGAAUUAGCCAGGAAAUAGCAGGUUAUCCAGACCCUGUUAUUCUUUUCCAACGGAUUGUAUCCGGAGGCCAGUAAACGGGCACUGUCGUAGGAAAACCUGUGGACUUAAUGAAACUUUAUUUACUCGUUCAUUCAACAUGAAAUGGUGUAAAAAUAAAAAACUCAGGUUUUCUAACAACAGUGAUGACGUGAUAACGGCUGUGGCGGCUGGAGACGACUGCAUUCGCUAAGUUUGACUUGCUGCUGCUGUCGGCGGCUUUCCCGCUACAGCACGAUCACGAGCACGACGCUGCUCAAAUGUGAGGUUUAAAGAGCCCAUAUUACCUAAAACUGAACUGAGAUGAAUAAAUACUAGGGAAGGGACAGUUACCGCUAUUAAUGACAUCCUGUGCCGUAAAGUCAUACAGGCAUUGUUAAACCAUUCCUUGCAGUCCAUAAAGGGACACUAGGCUGAGAAAACGGCUUGUUUUGAGUUCAUUGUUUCUGUUGUGUCACAGAAACCAACGUAUUUGCAUAUUACAAUAUAUUAUAAUAUUAUAUUUACAUAUUACAUGUUUGUAAUCACAGCUGUGAAUCGGUCCCAGUACAUCGUUCCACCUGUGAUUUUUAAGCACCUCCAGUGUUUUACUGCUGUCAUGUAGUUUUAGAGAGAAAAGAAGAAGGUAAAGGAAAGAAGUCCCGAACAUUGCCAGAAAAAGUAGUUCCAGCUGGGGGCGAGUGUAAUGAUACAGGGAUGCUGCGCUGCUUCCAGAUAUAACAACACAGAACAUAUUUCAGCCAGUCAGAUUGUGGGGGCGGAGCUAAGUGUUUAGAUUAACAUAAACGCAGAUUUAAUAUUCAGUUAAACGGGUUAUUGGACACUUGGUUUAAAAUGCACACUAGGGAAGGGACAGUUAGCACAAUUAAUGAUCUCGUGUGAGAUAAAAAUGAUACCGUUUUUAAUUUAAAAAGCCUGAUAACCGUUUAUGAUGAUGAGCUUAUUGAAGAAGUGGCUGAGGGAGUAAACGGCUCUGCUGCUACAGUCUGAGCAGUAAGCAGUUCUGUACUGAAUGAUAAACACAUGUUUACACUCAUGAUCUGAACAGUAAACAAGAGCGUUUGAAUAAACAUUUAUAUUUACAUAUAAUUUGUAAUAAUAAGUUGUCGGAACAAAACCUUGCAUGUCCAAAAUGGUGAGUUUACAGAAGGGAAAACAUACUUUACCUUUAAUGUAAGUCAGUGGAACCAGAAUUUGUUGUGUAUAUACACACACACACACACACACACACACACACACACACACACACACACAUUAAUAACAGUAAUACUGAAAAACUCUGAUAAUCUUGGUCGCUGAUAUGGAGAUAGGAAAUGUUCAUAUCCCAUCGCUAGUGGGCACAUUAUUUUAUCAGGAACAGUUCAGACAGUAGGUCAGCACUACAUCACUAAACUGGAUUAACCUCUUUACUAGACCACUGUGAAGAGAUGCUGAACACACAGAAGGGGAAUAUGAGUUUUAGUGUGUGUGUGUGUGUGUGUGUGUGUGUGUGUGUGUGUGUGUGUGAAUAUACACACUACCAUUCAAAUGUUUGGAUCCAGAGUUUUCCGUCUUUGGCGUCGGAUAAAUACACGUGAUUAAUUCGCUCAUCCUGAUCAUCUUCCGUCUCCAGAUAAUCAGAAAUUCCAUCAGAAUUGUAACUUAAACAGGUGAUUGUAGUUCAUUUGUCAUUUAAUACCUUCUGUGUUCACAGGAUGAUGGAACAUUGAACAAAGCUAAUCUGAAAAUGUCUUUCGCUGAAUCGUUUGUGAUGUUUAAAUCCGUCACGUUACGUAUAGAAAAUAAAACAUUCCAAACAUUUGAAGGAGAGCGUAUUAAACUGGACAGGAGAGACGCAGCAGCUCUAAAUCUGUUUGGGAAUGAAACAGCAGAGAAAUAGCUAUGAAUAUGUUUCCAUAACAGAGCCGUUUUUCCUCACAACAUUCCGGAUUAAAUUAAUUACUGCGGCGCUCCGAUACUGGACCAAACUACACACUACAGAAUACACUGCAGUCUAAUGUGGGCUGGCUGUGCCUUCACGUUACAGACAGACAUUUCUAGGAGAAUGUCAUUAAAACCUCACUCACUCCUUCUCUCACUCCUUCCUUCACUCCUUCUCUCACUCCUUCUCUCACUCCUUCCUUCACUCCUUCCUUUCUUCCUUCCUUCACUCCCUCCCUCACUCCUUCCUUCCUUCCCUCACUCCUUCCUUCCCUCCUUCCUUCCCUCACUCCUUCCCUCACUUCUUCCUUCCUUCCUUCCUCUUUUUGUGUACGAUGCCAGUUGUGAACAUUUUCUUGUGGUCCAAAAUGACACAGAAUAAAAUCUUGUUAUUUUAAAUUAUACUAACAGAGAUCUGAGGCUUUGUUGCGACUCCCUGACGCUUCAUCUUCCACUCCUUACUGCCUGUUUGACCCUCACAGUAAAGCUAACGACUGAAUGACCAGUUAGCGUGGCUGCAAGUAAUGCUAAUGCUAACGCUAACCUUCCCUCGUUAUUCAAAUUGUUGGUGUUUUGAGUGGAAUUUGCCUCUUAAAGGCCACAGGGUGGUCACUUAUUGAUGUAAACCUGGUCAGCACAGCGGGUUUAGUGUCUGAGGUUUGCUUUUCAAGGUUGAGCACUGGAGCUACGAGGCUAACAUAGCUAACAAACGAUGCAAACUUAGCAUGUGGCUAACCCCCCGGAUGAACGUGCUCCUCGGAGCGCGUGGAGGCGUUCAGGGUCUGUUGGGCGUUGCGGUUUCCGGCGCUGCUGAACUCUCAUCCGGACUAAACUCCGGCGUCUGGAUCGUCAGCAGUGCUGUUUUUAGCUAUGCUAACACCCUUCUGUCCAUUUUGUUAGCUCCAGUGCUAAACUGACGAACUGGACUGUGGACACCGAAUGUGUUUGGGCUGAUCGGACUGAUUGAUUAAGGCGGAAACUGAUAUUUUGCUGAAUUAUUGCCUUUAUUUUAUGGCUGCGAGGUGAGACGAGUAAUGACAUCCAGCCGGACGCGGCUGGUCGAGAGGCGAUGGCCUUUUGACCCCGUCUGUGUUUUGGGCUCUCCUGUGUCGGUGAAGUCCCUGCGUCGCUGUUUCUGUGCUGAUCAGUGUUGUGUCCUCUUGUGUAUUUGAUUAAAACAAAUGUAUUUUUCUUACUUUACAAAUAAAGUGCUUAGAAAGGGUUUUUCAGAUUAAA
Pygocentrus nattereri (red-bellied piranha) is the source of this 4055-nucleotide messenger RNA. RefSeq names its product glia maturation factor, beta (gene gmfb). Bases 71 to 499 code for a protein of 142 amino acids. Gene Ontology annotation, molecular function: actin binding; Arp2/3 complex binding. Lineage: Eukaryota; Metazoa; Chordata; Actinopteri; Characiformes; Serrasalmidae. The transcript is spliced from 7 exons. Gene Ontology annotation, cellular component: actin cortical patch. The record is from RefSeq and is a predicted model, not a curated record. Gene Ontology annotation, biological process: negative regulation of Arp2/3 complex-mediated actin nucleation; actin filament debranching.